CUACCCAAUAAAAAUGGACCGCGGCUGACACCUGGUUAUAAACACAGGAAGGAUUCCAAAGUCCUAAUCAGAAAUCAGUAGAAAAAACGAAGACGCAUCUGCAACAGACACACCGAGGCAGGCGCGAUGACUUCCAGUAAAAUCGAACUCCCUGGUGAAGUGAAGACCGACGCUGAUGCCGCUGCGCUCAUGGCAUCUCUCCAGAUGAUGCCCUCGCCGGUGCCCAACGCGGAGAUCAAGUACACCAAGGUCUGUGAAACAACAUAACAUUUUACUCCGAGUCACAUUUAUGUUCAAUGUAUCAUAUCUCUUCUCUUAUGCAGAAUAUAUUUUUUCCCCCGAAUGGUAUUUGUCUGUAGAUGAUAGAUAGCGCACACUUUUAAAUGUGUGGAACUGUCCAAUUUAGCCAAUGUCUUUGCGCACAGUACAGGUGAUUGAGUCAGGUUUAAAAUGUUCAUUCAAGUUCUGGAUUUGCCGUCGUAAAAUUGGUUUAAGAUCUUUGCUCACAUUCAUUGCUCAACUCAUAGAAUACAACUCAUCAACAUGUGGCAUACAGUCUGUGUGAAACCUUUCUAAAAGUUAUCACAUACGGCCACAUCGAGUGUCAUUUCCAAGAUAUGUUUGAAUGAUUAACAGUGUUGCCAACAUAAUUAUAUUGCACAGGUGGUUUUUAUUUCACUUUUAUAUUCACCGUGACUCAAAUAGUCUGUAUGUCAUCUGCAGUGGGUACAAUGAAUAGUAUUUAUCACUGGUGACAGCAGUCAUUUAGUGAAGGUCAGCAUUCUUUCAGAUAGAAUGUUGUCGUUACGCAAUUCCGUCCAGAUAGAAUAAACGUCCCUUAACCUGCCGUUAUGUGAUUGAUAAUAAUCGCAUGUUAUUAACCAGUUAUUGAUUAGAAACAUGAUUCCUAGGUAUCUUAUAUCACUUGCAUAAAAUUAGAAAAAAUACGUUGUUGCUGUGAUUUCAAAAGACGAUUACAUUGAAAAUGUUCACUUUGGAAGAUAAUUUUGUUGUUGUAAAAAUCCAUGGUUUGGUCUGAUAUACAUUUGAUAGCCAUAUUAUCAUAUUUGAUCUUAAGUGUGUUUUUUUCGUUUCAAAAUAUGUAUUUAAACUAAUUGUAUUCAACCAUAUCAAAGCUUGAGCGUAAAAUGAGGAGGGUCUUGGUUUCUUUGCGGCAUAAGAAGCAAUUUAACUGGUUUCAGAACCCCUUAAGCAUGCUGUAAAUUCUAUUAAUUUCACUGUGAUUCAGAAUAAAUUAUUAGAUUCACAGAAUUAAUUGCAAAGUGUUUGUGCUCUAGUCCAUUAUUGUCCUUAGAAGACUGCGUGACCCUUCUGACCUCAUGCAAAAUUACGCAAGAACACUCUAUGAAAUGUGAAGAGUCUAAUAUUUCCUACAUAUUUUAUUUUUAUGUGUAGGCUAUAGCCUAGCAACUGUCUUUGAAGGGUAUUUUAAUAGAUUUUUGUGCAUUACACUUGUGGUUGGUUAUUAUGGGUGCUAUGGGCGUUUAAUUAGGCCUACACAGCAAUAGACUGAUUAUAUCAGGAAUCAGACUCCAAGGGCUUCCUCUGAAAGUGUCAUGUUUUUGGUCAUUUUGGUUUACACAUUUUAAUUUGGACAAUUACAUUAAUGAGAAUAAUAUAGGCCCAGUGAUGUCAGUAUAGGCCCAGUGAUGUCAGUUUAGGCCCAGUGAUGUCAGUUUAGGCCCAGUGAUGUCAGUAUAGGCCCAGUGAUGUCAGUAUAGGCCCAGUGAUGUCAGUAUAGGCCCAGUGAUGUCAGUUUAGGCCCAGUGAUGUCAGUUUAGGCCCAGUGAUGUCAGUAUAGGCCCAGUGAUGUCAGUAUAGGCCCAGUGAUGUCAGUUUAGGCCCAGUGAUGUCAGUAUAGGCCCAGUGAUGUCAGUAUAGGCCCAGUGAUGUCAGUAUAGGCCCAGUAUAGGAUAUUUCUCAACUCCCCUUUACUCAAUGCUGAUAUACGUUUAAUCAAAUCAGUAGGACCUGACUACUAGUCACCAUCCAAACAUGUAUAAUAUGUGGCUGUUUGUCUGUUUGCUGUAGCAUGGUUCCUUCUGCAGUUUGACAUCCAAUGCUUUUAUUGCCAUGAGUGAGAGUAAAGGGCACGUCUUAUUGAGGAGAGCUCCAUAACAGCACAAUAUGUAAGUACAGUGUUGUAAUCAGUGUUAGCCGCACACCUCGUUGUUGUAAGUGCAAAGGGCACUUCACUGAGGCAACAAGCAACUUACAGUGGUCUACUCGCCAUAAGAGGAGAGCUGGUUUUGCAUGCCUGCCUUAUGUGCACAGUCAUGCUAUCAGCUCUCCUUCCCUCUCUCCCGCUCACUCUACCUCCCUCAUGCUUAGUAUUAUUUAAAAGAAUGCACGCAAAGGGUUGAGUGUAUAGGACAAACUUUAGGGAGCACAGGCCUUGGUGAAUUAACCCCCAGGAAUUUGAAUCAUCCAGUCCCUGUUGGUUUGGUGGACAUGGGGGGCAGGAGAACUCUGAUUUAUGGGCACCCCUGACGCAGGCUCUCCUCUCCUCACACCCUGUUCAUGUUCUAUCCACCCCACCACCUGCCUGCCAGGGGGAGAAUGAACACUGUGAGCAGAGUCUAUAGCUAGGAGAGAGCUGGCCUUCAGGACUGUGGACACAUGCUCUCUGUGUAGCCCUACACACUCUUCCACUCCUUGUAGGCUAGUUGUGUGAUGUGCCUCUGCCUUUUACAGCCAGACGUCCAGUAGAGAGUUGAGAAUGAACAUGCUUGUAACGCUGGUCCUUACACUCCGGUUUAGAAUAGUUUCCUUGGUCUCACAUGAGUUUGAGCCUGUUGAUGUUUUUUCUACUUACUGUAAAACAUGAUAAUUGAUAAGUGAAUAUGAAUACAGUUUGAGAUAGUCACCAUGUACAUGCAUUUUUUUCAGUCAACAGUAUGUUUUGCACAUGAAGGUUACCAAUAGUGUGUCCCUGAAGAUAUGCCCAUAGUAUGUUUAGUACCAACAGUGACUGUAGAGAGGUGUGAGCUAGAGAGGUGUUAUCGCCAUAGACGCUUUGCCCCAUGUCCCUUUCACUGAGCCAUGAACUGUUUGCCCUCAAAGAGACAUUUGUGUGAAUGUGUCAGUUAAGCUAUCUCCCUCCCUGCGUGGGAUUGUGCAGAUCAGUGAGACUUUGGAAGGUCUGCUCAGGUCUCCCUUAGCUUUGUUAUAAAAAAAUCUCACUUUUUCACACCCCCGUUCUCCUGUAGCUACAGCCGUAAAAAGAGGGUGCUUGGGUCUCGGUUCCUCCAUCCACCCUACCCCCACUUCACCAUAGCUUGUGGCCUGAAACCAGCUGGGUAGUAAGCUAGUGUAAAAACAUAGCUUUUGAAUGGUCACAGGAGAGUCGGCUUGAGAGCUCUCCGUCUGUGAGGUAGUCCGCAGGGCUGAUAGCACCACGAAGGAAGCCAUAAAUUAGCCUACCCUGAUGGGCAUUUAUUGAUGAUUUUAGCUUUUUGCAGAGCGGGGAGAGAGAGGAGAAGGAGAAACUGUGUGGUGUAUAGCUAAUGAAUGGAGACAGAGCCAGCGUUCUCAGGGUUUUAGUGGGUGAUUUCUCUGGCCAGGGUGGCUUCUCACACCGCUCAAUGAUUAGGAGUCGUUAAACCAGACACCUAGAAGAAUAAAUCUUUAGAGAUGGAGGGAAGGAGCAUUUCUGGCACAUUCUCCUUCAAGUUGUUGAGAGAGACACCUGGAAAUGCAAAGUUGAGUUCACAAAAUGUGUUUGAAUUGAUACUUAGUGUGUAUGACACUGAAUAAUGUUUGAGCGGCCAAGGUAUAUAAUUUUUUUAUCUAAUUGUUUACCAGGGAUUCCUCAUUGUCAGUAGGACAGAAGUAACUGAAGUUAAUGGUAAACUGGAGUCACUGUAGCACGGUUGUAGUUUAGUGUACUGAUACAGAUGUAGGAUUUGAGCCAGUUUGCUACAGCAGGAAAAUAAUCCUGCAGCAACAGGACAUGUGAAUUAUUAUGUGGAUUAUAAUUCAUGGACAUUUUUGUAGGGGUUGGUAUAUUUUUCGUAAGGGAAAAUCAAGUCUGAAAUUUCAAAAUGGAUAUUACAAACUUCAGAAGCCUUUCUAAACCUCAAAUACACCACAAGUUUUACAUUUCCUGCAUUGAAGUUCUCCUGGAACAGGGUGCUCAAAUUAAUAUCCUACACCUGUAAACAUACAUAGACUGUGGGGAAUGAGGACUUUAAAUCAGUGAAUCCUGACACAGGAAUUUGGGCCGUAAUCCAAAUAGGGUUUAAUUUUCAACUGUGUCAAAUGCAGUGAAAACAGGAAGAGCUAUGCGUAUGCAACCUUCACAAUGUUCAAACAUACCAGACUUUAACUAGACGCAGUUGCCUUGCUCAUUAUAUAGCUUCCCAAUGUAAAUAAUGGCUUUUAUUUUCCAGAUUGACUUACGCUAACUGUUGUUGUUGUUUUUCAUUGUGCAAUUGCUGCCACUUUUGGCCCUAAUAGGAACAUAUAACCUGUCUAUUGAAGCGAGGAAGGGUUUUGUAAACUAAUCUGUGAGGAGAAGUCCAGUCAGUCAAUCAGUGUGGAUGAAUGAAAGAGGCCCCAUCAAUCCGUCACUGAUUGAGAUAGUACAGAUGAAGGCUGGGGCUCCCCAAUGCUAGGUGCUGUCCACUGGGGUGUAAAUUAUGGGCCUGUCUCACAGUGUGGGUCAGUGCCCUGCCUUGCCAGAGCCUGACCUGCACUUCUGGAGUUUUCCACUUCAAAACCGCCAUCUUACUGCGAUGAACAUCAAACAAACCCCAAGGUAGAGGAUACUGGGAGCCUGAAUGAUUUAUCACAACUAGCACAGCGAGCGUUCUCUAUUUCUUCUUCUCUCUCUCCCAUUCCCUCUUUUUCUCGUUUCACACUCUCCCCCCUUCUUUCUCUCAGACGCACGGUCACAAACUCAGUUAUACACAUCCCUGGUUGUGACAGGGUGAGCUUGCGCUACCAUGAAUGUCCGUCGGUGUGAAAUGGCUGUUUGUGCAGUGAGUGUAAAUUAUCGUCUGAGCAGAGGCGUCAACAUCGCAUCGCCUGUCUCUUAAUCACUCUUUAAGGAAGACCGGUGACAGGGAGGUUAUCCCAUUAACUUCUAUACCUUAAGUCUUCAGGCCGGUUGACAUGGAACGUGUAAAUCCUUAUGGUGUCAUUGUGAAAAACUGCUGGCUCCAUAAAUCCUCUGAUAUCCAUAAAAAAACUCUCCUCUCUAGAGAGUCUUAGAUACACAGAGAGCAGAAGUCUGCCAGACAUUAAGUCACAGUCACCAAGGCCCAAGUCACCCCUUAUCACUAGUGGAUCACUUUAAGAUGUAGUUAUAUUCUACCCAGAUUACAUUUAUUUGUGUUAUUUCUCCCACUGACAGAAUGUAGUGUAAACAUAGACUAUUAGAUUAUUACACCAAUGUAAUCAUUUAAUCAUUUGAACCCUUAGAAAAGUAUGGUUAAGUCUUUCAGUCUUAAAGGCUUAUGUCUUUAUGAAAAUCUGGGAUUUGAUAUCCAUAAUAUUAUUUUAUGAAAUUAGGCUAUUUCUUUAACGCAUAUAUUUAUUUCAUUAGGAUAAAUGUUAUGUUUGAAAUCUGCACAGAUGAUACAGCUGAUUGAAAGACAAACUCAGUGUACCUCAGUGAAAGCGUCAAUCUCAGACUCUGUAGACAUUGGCACCACAUGGUGGCUUAGAAGAGGCUGUGCUGCCCAACUCCAACUCCCGCAUGUUUCAUCCAUUUGAACAAAUGACAAUUCAUAUUCAAACACAGUUUCUUAUUGAAUUUCUGUUUCUCGCGUUAAGGAGUGAGGGGGAACAGAUUCAACUUUCUCACCACACACACAGUCAAGACAAAGAUGUUUGCCAGUCGGUGACAGCGGGGUCGUCCCCUCAACACCCAGGAGAGCAGGGUGGCAUUGUCUCCGGGUGUGUGAAUGGAAAACAUGAAGGUUCUAUGGUGUCAGGUGGACUGGGGAAAAAACACCAACUGGGCUCCAGUUUCACAUGCUCUCCCCUCGCUUGUAACAGUAGUAAUUAUAAAUGUCUUGAAACAGAUCCAGAAAACAGAAUGGAAAUAGAGGUCCUGUGAUAGGAAAGGAUAUGAAACUUCCUGUGCAGACAAGAGCUGCAGGUGCCCUGAUCGGGAUCCGUCUGGCUGUGGAAUCUUGGCCUGUUGUGUAUAAACAUAUAUGUAUGUUUUUUACUCUCUCCUGCCUCCCGAAAAUGGACGAGAAAUGAGUGCCAUUAAAUAUUCCUUAAGCGUGUGAGCCAUGAGAAGACGCUAGAGGCCAAACAGAUGUUGUGCUGGCUGCAGUGAGUACUUUGGCAUCCCCUGCCUGCCCUCACUCCCUAGUGCAGUUGUGGAGCAGCCUCCAGAGAGAGCACAGUGGCAGAUGAGAAAUGGAUCAGCAGGACUGCUCCUUGAAUUCACUGAAUGGAUGGAACAUUACUCUUUAGUUUCUCAAUGUCUGCUGAUUGCACAUGUAUUCCCAGGGGUCUCCCCUAUAUUUCUACCUUUUGCUCGGUCGAGAUGAUAACCACCUAGUCCCAUUGCAUUGAGAGCAUGUCGUACAUAAGCAGAGUGUAUUUUGAUAGUGACAUUUUGAGCCCUUUAUAGUGAACAAUAGAGCCACACUGAUGUGAUCAGAAACGUGUAUUCUGUAGCCUUAUGCUCAUCGUUGGCUUCAGGGUGCAUGUUUCAUCAUUUCAUCAGCCAAACAGACAAGUACUGUCAGCACUGUGAGAUUGACAGUUUUAACAGAAAAACAUUGGGGGUUGCUAAAUGUUUGCAGCUGUCCUGUGGCCCAUGCAUAAAGUGAUGACCUAUCUGCAGAUUGUCCAGUUCCCAUCCAUGCCAGGCAGCUCUCUCUCUCUGUGUUGUAGGAGGAUCAGAUGUCACGGCUGCACCGGGAGCACAAACUCUGCCAACUUUCUGUAAUACCAAAAUGGCCUGCGUGUUUACCAAAUAAUAAGAAACCACACAGCUUGAAGCAUUUCCUCGUGAACACAAAUCGAUUGGUUUCAUUCAGUGUCAAGGUUCUGUGCAUUUUUAGCAGUUGUCUGUAUGUUGGUGUACUGUGAGCAGUCUGGGUCCCACCACUUGUUUUCUUUCCUAGUUGCACAAUAAACACAACAUAUAACUUUCUCAUGUCAGUUAUCAUCUUAAAACAGGCUUUGGGACUGACAUACCAGUUUUUUUUCUUCAUUUUGCUAGACAUUAUUGGGUUAAGACAUGGUCAGUUUAUUUAUAAUGGCUUAUUAUCAAAGGCAGUGAGUACUUAUAUGGAGAUAAUGAUUUCUAUACAAAUGAAACCGCCAUGUGUGGUGAGAGCAAGGACACCACGGGGGGAUGGGAAAACCAAAAAGAAAACACAUCAUUUCAAAAUGUGCACUUUUGCACUUGAGUUUCCAUCCUUGUUUUUCCCCCUUUGUUUCUAAAUGAACCUAAAAGCAAUUUUAAGAAACCUUGAGAGUUGAUUUAAUGUGCAGCCUUGUCGUGUUAAUCAACUCUCUGAAUGGGACGAGACAAAAGUCUAACAGCCCCCUGAGCCCUAGAGGGCCGAGCCAAACGGUGGCUGAUGGUUGUCCUUUUCUAGCCAUGAUUUAGAUGGCGGCCUGGUCCACUGUUCCCCUGUUUUAUCCCCUCUCCUUCGGCGGUGCCUUGUGAGAGGGGUUACGCCGUGCAUAAAGCUACCCACCGACUGCAUUCUUGCUCAGACUGUCGGGGCUGUCAGGGGGCUCCCUUGAUUUAGGGCGUUCCACUACAGUGGCCCCUAUAAAUUUAAAAACUAAUUCCGUGCUCUAUAGGGCUUUCUGUUUUUGUAGCAGGCCCUCAGCUCCUCGUCGUCACUGACACUUUUAUGAAGUGCUCUUAAUGAGAGUCAGAUUAAAGGUGGCCCCCGAUGGAAGGCGCCUGAGAACACUCGGCUUGGAUGGGCUGGGAGAGAGCCCACUGAGAAGGCUGGGCUGUGGCUGGGAGAGAGCCCACUGGGGGCCUGUGUCGAUUCUGCUGUCUGAAAUGGCUGUGGGCCCACUUUGUGUGUUGUGCUGUGAUGUGUUGGAUGAGGACCCUCAGUGGGCCUGUUUCUAUCUGUUGUCUGUGUGGGGAAGCGUUCAGGGCAGGCUAAUACAGAUCAAUGAAGUGGUAUACAAGGCUGUAUGGUAUGGCCCGCAGAGUGGUACAGGCAGAUACCGAACACCUAAAACACUCAAACAUGAGUUAUUCAUGUGCAAGGUUCUUCUUGUAAAGCAGCCAACUGCAGGAGAGAGUGUGUGGGAGGGAGUGGGGGUGAUGUCUGUGUGCUGAGUCUUGAAUCGUUUCCAAGUGCGCUGGCAUUUUAUACCUGCCCUAAAGUAAACACUCCUCACAGUUUACAGCCAAUUAAAUUGUACUUAAGCCUCUAAGUUUACGUUGGUAAACAUGUUGGAGCGCUAGAGAGGCCUAGGCCAGCAGGACACUUGAACCCUGCUUUCAGUUCUGCUCUCAGUGAAUCUUUUCUCCCUCUCAAAUAAAAGAAUGGUAAGAGCACAUGUGUAUACAGGAGGAUUUAAGCCAGCAGAUGUUUUCUUAACACCCCAUCUAUCAGACAGACUGACAUCAAUUAAAAACAGUGUCUGAGGAGUCGCUGUGAUAGACCCAAACAUGUCAAUAAGCCAACGGGACUGAGACAUCUUCUAUUUACCCUAGUCUUACAUAAGACAUCCGUCACAUUUGUAUGAUGAAACCACACCUUGCAUCUUGGGUCAGUUUGUAAGGGGGCUUUAAAAAAAAAAAGCUCAGAUGACUCUGUUAUUAAACACAUUCACUCAGGCCAAUUCCUUGAGAUAUGUCCCAUUUCAGUUAUUUGUCUAAACAUUUAUUUUUCUUUGGGUCUUUAUCGAGCUUGAAAAGAGUCAGUUUGGAAUCCCAGGUGGUUGUUUAACGGACGGCUUGCUUUAACGUAUCACAGAAACCAAGUGUGGCCUGUGUUUUAUGAUCUCAUAAACGAGCAGCGGUGUUGUGAAACGUGUGUCUCUCUCUAUCUCUCUGUGUGUGUGUGUGUAUAUGUGUAUGUGUGGGUGUGUGCGUGUAUGCGUGUGUGUGAGAGAGUGAGGGGGUGUCUGGUGUCUGAUAGGGAUUUAUCUCUCCCCCACCUCUUUGUCUGGAUGUUGGAGUACUCCCCAGAGAGCCAUGCCGGGCAGGCAGGAAUCUCUGUCCACAUUUCCACAGAUUCUUCCCCCUCCCUCCCUCCCUCCCUCCCUCCCUCUCUCCCUCCCUCCCUCUCUCCCUCCUUUACACAAUAACUGAGAGGCACUGGUAGGAGCCAGGCUCCACUCACACUAGACUGUUUUUUCAGGAACUACCAUUAGUUAGAUUAUUGGUUUAUUUGCACCACGGUAACAUGUGAUAAAACAAAUCAUUUUUAUUAAAUAAUAUAACACACAAUGCCAAUGAUCCACUUUGGACAUCAACCUUGCAAUUAUGCUCCCUCUCAAACAGAUCCCAAUAAUCUAAUCAUAAAACACAUCAAUGGUUUUUAACAGCACAUUUCUUAUUUGAUCAGGUAAAUACUUCUGUCUUGAUUGAGCAUUUGUGUGUUGAGGAAACUGCACAUGUAAAAUGUUAUACCAGGGCCCCUGUGCCUCUUUAAAGCAGGAAUGGCUGAAUGGGCUCUGAAGAGAAACAGAGCUGCUCCUAGAACCAGACUUCCCCUCUCACAUGGGCCUCUCCAUCCUGUGUACUGAAUGCUGCAUCUUUUCUCCCUGCAGAUUUUCAUCAACAAUGAGUGGCAAGACUCUGUGAGCGGAAAGACCUUCCCAGUCUACAACCCCGCCAACGGAGAGCAGAUCUGUGAGGUCCAAGAAGCAGAGAAGGUAGUGUAGAAAAUAAAAACAAAUCUGUAGUUCCCCAUUUCUUAUAUUUUCAGAAAUGAAAACACGCUUAUUUUCCCUUGGAGUGUUUGAGGAUUAGAUGUUUGUUAGACAGAGCUGCGCUUGGGUUUUCCACAACUGUUUCCUACCACCUCUGCGCUGGCAUCGUCUCCUUCAUGCAUUGUCCAUGUGUGAGUUAUGUGUCCAAAAAAUAAGGAAAGCAAACGGGGAGUGGAGUUUAGUCUAAUGUGGUUUGGUUCUCUGGCUCGGCUGUUCCUUCUCUCCUUCCCUAAAUCAGCACCUCUGUGUGGAAUAACUGAACAAGCCUUAAACAUGCUAAUGGAAGAUCCAUUAAGAAUCAUUCGGAAUAGACAGACACAUUUUAUUUGUCUCAGUGGAGGUGGAGACAUAACUGUGUACUGGAUACGGUUUCUCUCUUUCUCUAUCUCAGGCUGAUUCAAUCAUUAAACAGUUUUUCUUCUACAGGCUGAUGUGGACAAGGCGGUGCAGGCGGCCCGGCUGGCCUUCACCCUGGGUUCAGUGUGGCGGAGGAUGGACGCGUCAGAAAGGGGUAGACUGCUGGCUAAACUGGCUGACCUGGUGGAGAGGGACAGCGCCUAUCUAGCAGUGAGUCUACCACAGUGCUCAAAGUCCAGAUCCCGGACUUCUUCGUUUUAGCAACAUGCUCAAAGAGACAUACACUAUAUACACUUCAAAUUAGUGGAUUCGGCUAUUUCAGCCACACCCGUUGCUGACAGAUGUAUAAAAUCGAGCACACGGCCAUGCAAUCUCCAUAGACAAACAUUGGCAGUAGAAUGGCCUUACUGAAGAGCUCAGUGACUUUCAACGUGGCACCGUCAUAGGUGGCACCUUUCCAACAAGUCAGUUCGUCAACUUUCUGCCCUGCUAGAGCUGCCCUGGUCAACUGUAAGUGCUGUUAUUGUGAAGUGAAAACGUCUAGGAGCAACAACGGCUCAGCCGCGAAGUGGUAGGCCACACAAGCUCACAGAACGGGACCGACAGCACAAGAACUGUACGUCGGUGUCACGAUCGUCGUUACAGGAAGCGGACCAAAGCGCAGCGUGUUGCAUGAACAUGAUGCUUUAUUUAAUUAAAGCGAAACACGAAAACAACAAAACAAAUAACGAUUCGUGAAGUCCACAGUGACAAAUACUGACUAGGAACAAAAACCCACAAACACAAGGUGAAAACAGACAGUUUAAAUAUGGCUCCCAAUCAGAGACAACGAGCCAACAGCUGACACUCGUUACCUCUGAUUGGGAGUCACUCAAACAAAGAAAUACAACAACCCAACCAAGAAACAGAACACAAAGAAACGAACACACCCUGGCUCAACAUACAGAGUCCCGGAGCCAGAGCGUGACAGUACCCCCCCCUAAAGGCGCGGACUGUGACCGCGCCUCAACAAAACCCAAACAGGGGAGGGCUGGGUGGGCAUUCCUUCUCGGAGGCGGCUCCGGCUCCGGGCUUGACCACCACCCUUCCAUAAUCCCCCCGUAGCGCCCCUGGUCCGGUCUGACCCCGCUGGCUGGAUCUGGACUGGACAUCGACGGAGCGGAUUGCUUCAGCUCCGUUGUGGAGCAGCUGACCGGUACCUGAUCAGGCACCGGACUGACGACGCGCACCCCUGGCUUGGCGCGUGAGGCAGGAACGGACCGGAACUGGCUGACGAUGUGCACCCCUGGCCUGGUGCGUGGAGCAGUAACGGACCGGACCGGGCUGACGAUACGCACCCCUGGCUUGGUGCGUGGAGCCGGAAUGGGCCUCACCAGGCUGACGACUCGUAUCCCUGGCUUGGAGCGAGUAGCAGGAAUGGGCCGAACCAGGCUGACGACUCGCACCCCUGGCUUGGUGCGAGUAGCAGGAACCGACCGGGUCGGGCUGGCGACGCGCACCGUAGGUUUGGUGCGAGUGGCAGGAACAGGCCGGACCGGGCUGGCGACGCACCCCGUAGGCUUGGUGCGUGGAGCAGGGAUCGGCCGGGCUGGGCUGGCGACGCACCCCGUAGGCUUGGUGCGUGGAGCAGGGACAGGCCGGGCUGGGCUGGCGACGCACACCGUGGGCUUGGUGCGUGGAACAGGGACCGGCCGGGCUGGGCUGGCGACGCACACCGUAGGCUUGGUACGGAGAGCAGGAAUGGACCGGACCGUACUGGGGACACACACCACUGGCCCUACAUCGGGAUCUGGAACGGGCCGGACCGGACUGGUAACACACCCCAGUACCUCUCGCCGUGCCUCUCCACCUUCCAUCCCCUCUUCGACCAGUGGCCCCCGUAACCUGGCGGCCUCCUCUGGCAACCCGCUGGGCCGCUCCAUCGCGGCCUCCUGCUGCCCCGACAUCGUGAGCCCCCCCCCUAAAAAAUUUCUGGGGGUCUCUCCUCCCCGUGGGCCAGGCCUCCAUCAUUCUCGCCCACCUCUCGCUCCUCUGUCUCCAACCCUCGUCACUCAGCUCCUCAACUCGCUGCUUGGUCCAGUUGUGGUGGGUUUUUCUGUCACGAUCGUCGUUACAGGAAGCGGACCAAAGCGCAGCGUGUUGCACGAACAUGAUGCUUUAUUUAAUUAAAGCGAAACACGAAAACAACAAAACAAAUAACGAUUCGUGAAGUCCACAGUGACAAAUACUGACUAGGAACAAAAACCCACAAACACAAGGUGAAAACAGACAGUUUAAAUAUGGCUCCCAAUCAGAGACAACGAGCCAACAGCUGACACUCGUUACCUCUGAUUGGGAGUCACUCAAACAAAGAAAUACAACAACCCAACCAAGAACGGGAGCUUCAUUAAAUGGGUUUCCAUGGCCAAGCAGCGCACACAAGCCUAAGAUCACCAUGUGCAAUGCCAAGCGUCGGCUGGAGUGGUGUAAAGCUCUCCGCCAUUGGACACUGAAGCAGUGGAAACACGUUCUCUGGAGUAAUGAAUCAAGCUUCACCAUCUGGCAGUCCGACGGAUUAAUCUGGGUUUGGCGGAUGCCAGGAGAACGCUACCUGACCCAAUGCAUAGUGGCAACUGUAAAGUUUGGUGGAGGAGGAAUAAUGGUCUGGGGCUGUUUUUCAUGGUUCGGGCUAUGCCCCUUGGUUCCAGUGAAGGGAAAUCAACGCUACAGCAUACAAUGACAUUCUAGACGAUUCUCUGCUUCCAACCUUGUGGCAACAGUUUGGGGAAGGUCCUUUCCUGUUUCAGCAUGACAAUGCCACCGUGCACAAAGCGAGGUCCAUUCAGAAAUGGUUUUGUCGAGAUCGGUGUGGAAGAACUUGACUGGCCUGUACAGAGUCCUGACCUCAGCCCCAUCGAACACCUUUGGGAUGAAAUGGAACGCCGACUGCGAGCCAGGCCUAAUCGCCCAACAUCAGUGCCGACCUCACUAAUGCUCUUGUGGCUGAAUGGAAGCAGGUCCCCACAGCAAUGUUCCAACAUCUAGUGUAAAGCCUUCCCAGAAGAGUGGAGGCUGUUAUAGCAGCAAAGGGGGGACCAACUCCAUAUAAAUGCCCAUGAUUUUGGAAUGAGAUCUUCAACAUGCAGCUGUCCACAUACUUUUGGUCAUGUAGUGUACCAUGGAAGAUCAGAGAAGGAUCUUCAUAGUACCAGUUCCCCUUAAAAUAUUAAGUUUGACUGUUUUUACUGUAGAUAAUAACAAGAAUAAGUUGUAUCUUUUAGGCGCCUUUCUAGACAUCCUAUGUCACUUUACAUUAAAAUAGAUGUCUUCAAUUUAAAGGACAUGCAUAUGAUUCCAAUAAUUAAUGUAAAAAAACAGAUUUCAAACAAAAGUAUGGUGACAGAGAAAUGUCAAAACAAGGGGACUGUUUUAAAAGAUGCCGGAGAAAAGCACUACGUUUUGGCCCAUGUGGUUAUAAUAGUGUUAAAUCAACCUAAUAACCCUAAGACUUAAAGGAUGAUUUAUAACUUAUAGGCACUGUAGCAUGAUGUUAUUUUAGUAUCAUGUUUCACCCCGGAGAUAAUGUUAAGACACACUGUUUCUUGGAAGAAAUUAAAAGACAAAGACUGUGUUUUAAUAUAUAUUUCUCCCCCCCCCCCCCCCCCCUCCUUUCUCUCCAGACUAUAGAGUCCAUGGACAGUGGGAAGCCUUUCCUGCCCACCCUGUUUGUGGACCUCCAGGGAACCAUAAAGACGCUCAGAUACUAUGCUGGAUACGCAGACAAAAUCCAUGGAACGUCCAUUCCAAUGGGUAAGUCCAUUCCAACUCAGGCUUCCUAACACUGGGUUAUGUAGCGAAACGCACAUUGAAUUCUUAUAGUUCUCUCUUCAAUUUCAACAAACUAAAACCCAGGCAGAAUGUUACAGGUCAGAGGUAUGUGGUGGAUGCCAGUGCCAGGUGGAGGAGUCCUGUGAAGAUUACUAGUUAGCUAGCAGCAGAUAAGCGGAGCAGCAGGCUUCUCUUUGGGGGCCUGCAGGACAGGAGAUGAGCUGUGUUGAGGGCACAGAGGUGAUGUGAGGGUAAACAUGGCUGCUCCCUGGCCAGUUAUAAAUCUGAACCUUAAUGGUCGCCCUCCUGUUGAGACUGCCACCAGUGGAGCCCAGUGACAGGACUGAAGUGCAAGGGCCGCUGGCUGUUCUGGCUAAUUUAGCCAUUUGAAAGCACCGCGACGGGGAGUCUAUUGGAAUUAGGACAGCCACUCCCCAGCUUUGUCAUAGAGCAGCCGUUAGCUGGGAGAGGGGUUGGGUGGGUUGGGGUGGUGUGGUGUUGGGGUAGUAGUUGGUUCUCAGGGAUCCACCUGAGGACCAGAUGGGGUCUGCUCACUGAGGGCCUGGCAUCAGGGAGUCUAUAUAAGUCAUCCACACUCUUUUAACAGGCAUGUUAAGUCAUUGUUUAGAAACCAAGAAAACAGAGGACCUACGAAAGCAGUACUAGUACUGACAACCUCCUGAGACUAGCACUGUGGUCUGGUAAAAUGUCGCUCUUCAAGCCCCUCCUGUGUUUCUUCACCAAACCCAGCCAGUCCUCAGCUUGUUCCGGGUUUGGCUUUAGCACUAUUCCAAUGUGCAGUAGUGUUACAGAGCAAACAAACAGAGCUGUUUCUGUGGCCUGGAUGAUGUUGAGUUGUUCUUAUCUUGGCCACCAGGGAAGAUGAAGCACUUGGCCAGUCCACCCUUUGGCCUUAGUUCCAGGUCCAAGCUCCUCCUCCUCCUCCUCUCUGGCUGCAAUGUUUCAUCAGCUGAAGCCUUAGCCAUCCUGUUCUCAUGAACAUCACAUAACUCUAUUGUAAUAAACACUGUUCAGUUUUCUUCCACUAAAUAGCGAUUGUUUUUACUACUGUUGUAGGGAACGAAUAAACAUGGCACACCUCAACAAGUAUCUUCCUUUACUCUGGCAAUGUAAAAGGAAUGAAAAUCUCCUUCCAAUUUAACACCCACUGCUUUCUCCUGACUUUAAACAGAGUCACACGUAUAAUUGUGCUCAAUGUACAGUAACAAAAGAAUGGUGCUGUGUGAUGUAUUGUCAAGAUGAAUUGUGUUGGUCAAAAGCACAACAAGGACACCUGGUGUUUUGAUGUGUCAUCCGGUCACUGCUCUGCAAAUGUCUUAUACAUGCUCCUUUCCCCAAACCCAACUAGAGCAGAGGAUACUAACAACCCUUGUACUUGUGUGUUCCUCUACAGAUGGAGACUAUCUUACGUUCACUAGACACGAGCCCAUCGGAGUGUGUGGACAGAUCAUCCCUGUGAGUGUUCCAGUUUGUUUUCUAUUCAGAUGGUUAAUCUCAGAGGACAAAUGAAACAGUCCCUCUCCCACAUCUGCAAAGCUUCCCACUCAAUAUGGAAAGAGAGGUGGAUAGAAGGAAAGGUGUUGGGAUGGUGGUGGUUGUGAGGUCUGGGACAGAGUCAGCCCCUUUGUUAAAACACAUUGUGCAGGUUCCUGGAAGCCUCUGACGUGCUUAUCAGUGAGUGUAUAUUUGGGUAAAUCUGUUGGCAGGCCGAGAAAGAGACUGUUCCAGGUCAGUGUAAGCUCAGAGAGGGGAGGAGGGGGGAGGGGGAGAGAGAGAAAGAGAGAGAGAGAGAGAGAGAGAGAGAGAGGGGGGAGGAGGGGGAGGGGAGAGAGCGAAAGAGAGCGAGGGGGGGGGGGGGGGGGGGGCACUAUGAAAGAGACAAGGGACAGGAGGACAGAAGUAAGAACACAGCAUUGAUUGUGCAAGAGCUUGAGGAAGCGUGUGUGGGUCUGUGCUGAGGCCUACUGGGGUUCAGUGUAAAGUAGAAAUAACACUGGCCUGUGUAGUACCAUGACGCGCUCUAAGUACUGCACAUGUUUUGCAAUUUCCUUGUUUUCUCAGAAUGAUGUGGGAAGAGAAUAGAUAGGGCGAGAGAACAUUUCCUGUCAUGACUAUGUGAAAGUGAGAGUCUAUGAGUGGGUAAACCACGGAAUGUGUGGGAGAGCAGGGAGAGCAGGGAGAGCAGUGACAAGUUAUUGGGUAUGAGUGACCGCCCUUUGUCAAAUGUCUGAUGUCAUGUGUGUUUCUGUGUGUUUCUGUGUGUGUGUUUCUGUGUGUGUGUUUUUGUGUGUGUGGGGGGUGUUUGUGUCUACAGUGGAACUUCCCCCUGAUGAUGACUGCGUGGAAGCUAGGUCCAGCACUGGCCUGUGGGAACACGGUGGUCCUGAAGCCUGCUGAGCAGACCCCCCUCACCUGCCUGUACAUCGGAUCUCUGGUCAAAGAGGUACAGUACAUCACAAUCACCACAGUAACCCAAUCAGUCCUUAGAGCCUCUUUAUCCACAUCCUCCAUGUCUUCUCUCUGUGUUCGGCCUCUCCCCUUCUCUGAGUCAGUGUGUCUCUCUUGCCCCUUGUCUUUUUGAUGUUCUGUCCAUUCUCUCUGGUCUACUGGUAGGGAGGUUGGGUUGGGUCCGGAUUCCCCCACACUGCCUGUGGUUUUGCUUGGCUCUCCUGUCCUCUCCUCUAAAGCUUGUUUCCUCUCAUAUUGUUUUGACAGGCCGGGUUUCCACCGGGAGUCGUCAAUAUUUUGCCAGGAUUCGGGCCAACGGCAGGAGCUGCGAUCGCUUCACACAUGGGCAUAGACAAAGUGGCUUUCACAGGAUCAACUGAGGUAAUUUCCCUGAACAAAAUGAUUGACGGAUAAUCCACCGUCCAUAUUGCUUUCUUUAGUGACACAGUGACCAACAUGUGCAGAGCAGCAGAGAUGGAGGGCUGUGUAAUUAGGGGAUAUUGGGUUCCUGUAUUGAAGUCUAAAUGACAAACAAAUGGGGGCUUACAUAAGCUGCCUGCCCUGUCAUUACUCCUCACCACAGGGGGAUCAGAGGUGAGCAGUCUGCUGCAGGACUUUAGUACACACACAUCUACACUGUACACACACACACACACACACACACACACACACACACACACACACACACACACACACACACACACACACACACACACACACACACACACACACACACACACACCACACACACACACACACACACCACACACACAUACAUACAUACACUGACAUACAGAAGCACUCCUCCACCUUUCUCUGUUAACAUCUCAUGUCAGUAUCACCCUGUCUCCUCUCUCUGUUGUAGACCAGUCACAGACAAACUGCUUCAUAAAUCAGUGUAAUGACAACCUACUGCUGUACCUUACAGACAUUGAGUUGUCUAUCAGGUCCCUAGGAAAAACAGCCGCCUUCAUAGACAGUGGAAAAAAGUUGAUGGAAAACUAGGAAUGAUCAAGGGCACACCAUGUUAGGCAGUGAGAAUUAGGAGAUGUUGUGGUUGUAAUGCAUUCCUCUGCUUGUGUGAUCAGUCAGAAUGACAGCCAAUUCCAUUAAUGUAGAUCAUUUUAUAAACAUCUGUUAUUGCUAACUACAAAUGUACCCCCUCAGUCAGUAAGAGCACAUACAGUAAUCUUAACAUAAUUAUGAAGUGCCGUAAAUCGAUGGAUUUUAUAUGUUUUGAAAUGACCUGCGUAUAUAUCACGUGUAAAUGUCGUAAAUGAAACAGGGUUCUGUAGUGUUUAGAGAAGCCCUAGAGUUUAUAGUGUCUCUGCUUUGACUCUGGGGAUUUGUUUGGAGAGAAAGGGAGGAGAGUGACUGUUUGUGUGGUAUUCAGCACCCACCAACCCUGCUACGCAUGUGCAGACAUAAUAGAUUGCUAUUGGUGAUAAGGGGACAAACAGAAAUGCUGUAACCAAAGCAAACGCUCAAAAUAUGGAGAAAAAUAUUUAUUUAAAUGUUGUGGUUGAAUCAAAUCCAGGCCUUUAUUGAGAAUGAAGGGGAUUUGUUUAUUAUACUUUUUUUGAUGUAAAUGUUGCAACAUCUCAGUCAAGCACUGUAAGGAUGACAACGAUCCAGAUGUCCAAAUCAUCUGAACUGUUAUUAAUGAUAACCUGAAUGGAGUAAUAAAGUUAAUGAGAGUGAAUAGGGUUUCUAUUGAUCCUUAGAGAGUCCAUUCAUGCAGCCUGAACUUAAAUCAUUGAAUCAUUUGAUCAAUGCUCCAUUACCUAACCAAUGAACAUCCACAGGGCCUUCUCCGCCAUCACUUCACAUGCGAUCAGGCAGCACACACGUACUAGCCUUCCUCUUUUUUACCAUCGGCGGUUACAGAACAUUUCCCCAAAAAGUGGCCAGUUGUCUUUAACUGCUUUCUCUGUUGUUGUUUCCUGUGAUCUGGAGUCAAUUACAGAGUGGAUGAAGCGCUGCUGUGAGAGAAUGUAGAUGCCCAGACAGUGAGUCACCUUGGGUCUCAGUCACACCGGGCGAGAGGGGACAGUGGACCCAGCAUCCUCUGAGAGGCUGGAGGGGGUAGAGGGGUGGAUGGGUAGAGGCUGGAGGGGUGGUGUGGUUUCAGGUGGUCAUUGCGACAGCGGUGCCUCAUUCUUGUACUCACACACACACGAAGCUGUGACUCUCCACAGUAGUGGCCAAAGUGGGAGCCAGCCCAGCGUGUUUCCUUUACACUUCAGUGAACGCACACUAACGUCAUGUUAGUCAACACCCCUUGAGCCUCGCUAUCAAAGACAGCGACAGCCAGGACAGCUUUAGAGAGCGUGCUGCCUGCCUGCCUGCCAGAGGAAGGUUUGUCCUGCUGUCCCUAUCACACAGCUGCUCUACCACUCUAACCAGAACACUCAGCAGGCUGCCCUGCUCAUGUCCUAACACAGAGUAAUGCAGUUUGGCAUUAUUGGGAAAGGGAGACAUUCCAGCGUUAAACAUUGUUCGUGCGAAGAGAUGAGGCAUCGCUCUUUUCCACUGGGGGGGAGGGUGUUGGGGAGGGUCUCAGAUUUGUUUUUUCCUCCUCCCUUGACUCCCUCUAUCUUCUCCCAGCGCUGGUCUUCUCACUGUCUCCUGGAAAACUAAAUAAUAUGUGUCAGUGACUCCUGGGUGGACAGGAAGUGUGCUUGUUAGUUUAUGGUUAUGAAUACUGCUCGCUCACUUUCUCAGGCUUGUCUCUAUGUAAUGAGGGUAUAUCUCAUCUCAUAGUGUUGAGAAAUAAUGUUGGGGUCAAUACAAUACAUCAGUAUAAUAAGAGCAGCUGGGCAGACUCAAAUACUCGCAAGCGAUUCAUUUUCACUGAGAGCUCACGCCAUGCAUUACUAGAGAACCACAGUUUUUACACGUCUCCACUGUGUGAGUCUGGAGGGAGACGGGAAAGGGCUGUGGAAUUCAGCAGUAUUUGGAUAAUGGUGAGAGCAACACUUUUGAUGAGGGGGAAAUUGUGAACAGAGAAGUCGAAAGGAAAGCUCCUGCUGCUGUUUGUUAAAACACUCCCAACUCCUCAGAUCAUCCUCAGCAUUCAGCGCUGCCAGCCAGGGCAGUGUAGGCCCACAUCACACCAAACAGGCACCACUUUACCACUUUUCACAGUUAGGUAAUUCAAUGUGCCACAAGCCCAGGCUGCUGCUGCCACCACCACAACCUGUGGUUGCUUCUUCCUGAGCUUGAUUAAACAAGAGAUGCUGUUCACUGCUGAAACAUCACUUUAUUUUCCUGCUGAAGCCUCCCAGAACCUGUAAUAGAUAUUUCGGCUGUGUGUUUGGCACACUCGUGUUUCAGCGGGCCCAGUGGUGCGUCCCCUGUUUUGGGCCUAACCAACCUGCUAAGCUAUUUAAUGGCUGCAUCCCAUUUAGUGAUCUGGCCACAGGUCGUCCUGUGUCUGCUUGAGUAAACUAAACCCAAGCCCUGUUUCCUCCCCAGGUCGGCAAGCUGAUCCAAGUAGCAGCUGGGAAGAGUAAUUUGAAGAGAGUAACGCUGGAGCUAGGAGGAAAGAAUCCCAACAUUAUUUUUGCAGACGCUGAUUGUAAGUUUGAUGACACUGUCUUAUUAGUUCCUCCCGUUUACCCAUAGGUGGUCCUCCAGAUGGACGCAGGUGUUCCCCAUGUGGGGUCGCCUGAUUUGAAAAUGGGGUCGCGAGAGAAACGCUGAAAUAAAAUAUGCACUAGAUGUAAAAAACAGAGCCAUUUCUGUUUUUUUCCUACAAAUGUGGCUCUAUCUUUUGAACCUUUAAGCUUUCAAAUAUUAUGGCCCCAUCACUGUUUCCCUCUACAAUGCCCACAAGCCAUGCAGGUCUCAUUAGAACAGAGUGGACAAGACCAGGCAAUAAAUCAGACUGGGGGAAAAGAACACCAUCAAUGAUGAUGUUUUUCUCUACACAGAAGAUCAUACAAAAUGUGUGCCUGAUGAUCUUCUGAACUUCUCAACACCUUUCUGAUGCAUUUCAGUCAUUUCAAACCAUACUUCCUUUAGAUUGAAAUACUGUGAAAAGCACUGUCAGACUGUUUGUAAUAGACUAUCAUAGCCCCAAUUAAAAAAGUAAACAUUGGCAGUUGAUUACAUCACUUUAUUUUUACAUGGUGGGGUCGCGUAAAAUGUUUUGAUAACAAAAUGGGGUCGCGGGCCAAAAAAGUUUGCGAACCCCUGCCUUAAAGACAUUGCCUUGAUAGAGGGCUGAGGGGGGAUUAUUUACAAUGUUUUGUCCAAUAAUUUAGUCUGACAUGCAAAAUGAGACAGUGGAUGUGUCCACAUGGAGUGAGAGCUCUGGCAUCUUCAAAAGCUUCCGCUGGGCUUCACAGGGCUGUGAAAACCAAUGGAUGGAUGGCUCUCAUGUAAGCUCUAAGUGUCUCACAGAACUGGGGGUGCCGGGGCUUUCAAAUGCUUUCAGCAGCCGCGAGAGGGGCUCCCCAAGGCCCGUAAAUCAGGGGAAUGGAACCUGCCCCGGCCGCCUGCAUCAGCCGAGACCCAUAAAUCACUAGGCUCCGUUAACCCCUUGCGUGACACGGCAGGGGCCUGUCUCUCAGGUGUCAGAUAGCAAAUGCACAGCACAGAGAAUAGCUGGACCGUGGUAGAAAACAUUCUGACCAUAAUUGGAAAAUACAUUUUGUGCAUGUGUAGUGUAUGUGCAUUAAUGAUAUUCGUGUUUAAUGAAUGUAAUUUAUAAGAACCAUAUGGAAUUUCAGCAACAUUUUUCAAUAUGUUCUAAUAUACUACCACAUACCGCUAAAAUGAACUGUAUACUGAGCCCCCCUCUUCCUCUUCUUCUUCUUCCUCAGUGGAUCUUGGCUGUGGAGCAGGCCCACCAGGGAGUGUUCUUCAAUGCAGGCCAGUGCUGCACUGCAGGCUCUCGUAUCUUCGUGGAAGAGCCCAUCUAUGAGGAGUUUGUGCGCAGGAGUGUGGAGAGGGCCAAGAGGAGGACAGUAGGAAGCCCCUUCGACCCCACCACAGAGCAGGGCCCACAGGUGAGGAUGGAGGGCCAUAGACCCUGCAAGGGAGGGAGGAGUCAAACAAUACCCUCUAUGUCAAAACAUGUCAAUUAUCGACUCAAUAUGUGCAUGACCAAAUAUAAUGUAUUUUAUUUACUGUAUUUUAAAUAUUCACUUUUUUCCUCUCCUCUCCUCUCCUCUCCUCUCCUCUCCUCUCCUCUCCCUUCCUCUCCUCUCCUCUCCUCUCCUCUCCUCUCCUCUCCUCUCCUCUCCUCUCCUCUCCUCCCUCUCACUGUCUCGCUUACUCCAGAUCAGCCAGGAGCAGCAGAGCCGUGUGCUGGAGUUUAUUCAAAGUGGCAUCAGUGAGGGAGCCAGGCUGGAGUGUGGAGGCAAAGCCCUGGGCCUGAAAGGAUUCUUCAUCGAGCCCACUGUCUUCUCCAAUGUCAAGGAUGACAUGCGCAUUGCAAAAGAGGAGGUACGAUGAUACACUGAAUGACUGAUACAAAGUGUGACUAAAACUCACAGUAUGACUGGAACACAGUAUGACUUUCCCAUGCCCUAUGACUUUACGGAAGGUGGUUUCCAAAUGAGUUAAAAUGUCUACUAAUGGCCUCGCCCCCCACAUACUUAGUGGUGUGACUAAGCAAGGAUGUCAUCAUGGAAUGUUUCAUCAUGUCAUCUUACACGUACUGCUGACUGUACACUCCAGAUCUUUGGACCAGUUCAGCAGAUCAUGAAGUUCAAGACUAUUGAUGAGGUGAUUGAGAGGGCCAACAACACAGAGUACGGACUGGUGGCAGCUGUGUUCACCAGCGAUAUCACCAAAGCCAUGACCAUCUCCACAGCCAUGCAGGCUGGAACCGUCUGGUAAACCCUCUCAUCAUCAUAGCUAUCUAUGUGUCCCUGGUUAACCCUAUAGAUCAUAUAAAAGGUUGACGCAUACUACUGUAGCUGUUUAAACGAUAGCUCAUACAGUAUUCAACUACACUCCAUUCAGCAUGCUCUUAAUUUAACCAGUCUUGACAGCAUUACCAUUCAACAUUAUACAAUUAUUAAACAAAGCAGAAGAUUCAAAAGCUGAUGUUUGAUAUAUGUUUUGUGUAUUUCUUAGGAUAAACUGUUUCAAUGCCCUGAGCACGCAGUGUCCAUUUGGAGGAUAUAAAAUGUCUGGUAACGGGCGUGAAUUGUAAGUAUUAUUUUCUGGUUCCUAGCCCACUGUCUGAAAGUGCAUGACUAAAGCCAAGCAAGUAUUCAUGUAAACUGUGUGCUUACAAUAGAGAAAAGUUUGGUUGCAAAAUAUUCCCAAAUGAAGCUUUGUACACAAUAAGCUUGCUACAGUUCAUUAGAAAUGUGUUUAAACUGACAUGGUGUGUGUGUGUUUGCAGGGGGGAUUGUGGCCUGAAGGAAUACUCAGAGGUGAAGACCAUCACCAUAAAGAUCUCAGCCAAGAACUCCUAAGGCAGCCGGCCACACCACACGUAGUGGAUGAGGACUUCCUCUGAGGCGCACCACUGACCCUCUGGCUGUCUGUCUGUAGUGGUAAAACACACUGAUCAUCCCAACUAGCCAUGACCAUGGGCAACUAACUCUAUUGGCUGUGAAAACUCCCUGCCCCCUCCUCUCCCUCACCUCCCAUGGGCAGUCCUCACAUCAACAUCAGCUGUCUCCAUCAGCCUGGUGUCCACCGGCGGUCUCAAGUUCACACCAAACCACCCACCUCCACCUCUCCUCCACCUACUGCCCUCACCCACCUCCUCCACUAACCACACUAAAGCACUCGGAGAGACGAUGGGAGAGGCUACUCUGUUCACGUCCCCCCCAAAACCCCCCUAACCCCCAGGAGUUGGACACUCACAGACUGAAGCACCGCACCUCCAUCCCUGCUUUGCCCCAUGUCAGCUAAUCAUUGUAGCGUGUUGGGAGGCAGUGUGGUCGUGUUGUGGGGUAUCAUUGUCAAACCUCAUACUGUAUGUUAUUAUGUAUCAUUGCGUUGAUUUGCCAGGUAGCAUUCAUUGAAGCAUAUCAGCUCAUUCCAUGACCACUGAAGCUCUCAACCUCAGAAAUGAAUGGAUGAGUCCAUUGAAACUGUUAAUUAGAAUGUUUUAUUGUUGAUAUCUAAUUGUUCAUGUUUUUAUUUUAACUUUUACCACUUAACACUGUAUGUCAGCGUAUGACCAAUGUAAACGUGAAAACAAAAAUGGUUAACCUCUUAAAAGCAUUUUAGUCAUACCUGCUAAGAAGAGGAGUAAUGUAUUUUAAUCAUAAUGUAAGUUUCUUAUCGGUGUCCAUUUAUGUUCAUGUUUAUACAAUUAUGUACAAUGAAAUUAUAAGAUAUAAAAAAUGGACCAUAGAUUUUUUCAGUAAAACACUUUUUUUCUUUCAUAAA
Messenger RNA from Coregonus sp. 'balchen', 23904 nucleotides. The record is from the annotation of a GenBank genome assembly. NCBI's taxonomy places the organism in Eukaryota, Metazoa, Chordata, Actinopteri, Salmoniformes, Salmonidae.